This is a messenger RNA of Cicer arietinum (chickpea), 4021 nucleotides long. Its product is annotated as ABC transporter B family member 14-like. Gene Ontology annotation, cellular component: mitochondrial inner membrane. Gene Ontology annotation, biological process: oligopeptide export from mitochondrion. The record is from RefSeq and is a predicted model, not a curated record. Gene Ontology annotation, molecular function: ATP hydrolysis activity; ABC-type oligopeptide transporter activity; ATP binding. NCBI's taxonomy places the organism in Eukaryota, Viridiplantae, Streptophyta, Magnoliopsida, Fabales, Fabaceae.
UCCCAAAAAAUUGCACGUAGCUAUAGUAGUGUUGUUAUUACUUAAUUAAUUAUUAAUGGCACCCCCAAGCAGGCCCAAAAGGGUUGUGCAAAUGGAGGAUAAUAUUGAAGGGGAAGAUGAGCAUGAUGAGAUGAGGAAGAAUGUGGUUAGAGCUUUGCCAUUCUUUAAAUUGUUGAGCUAUGCUGACUUUGUGGAUUGGAUUCUUAUGGGUUUGGGAACUUUAGGUUCAAUAGUGCAUGGCAUGGCACUUCCUGUUGGCUAUUUGUUGUUAGGAAAAGCUCUUAAUGCUUUUGGAAACAAUAUUCAUGACACUAAUGCUAUGGUUCAUGCUCUUAAAAAGGUUGUUCCAUUUGUGUGGUACAUGGCCAUCGCCACAUUUCCUGCUGGGGUACUUGAGAUUGGUUGUUGGAUGUAUGCAAGUGAAAGACAGUUAUCACGCCUAAGAUUAGCAUAUCUAAAAGCAGUCCUCAGCCAAGAGAUAGGUGCUUUUGAUACAGAAUUAACAAGUGGAAAAGUCAUUACUGGAAUAAGCAAACACAUGAGUGUCAUACAAGAUGCCACAGGUGAGAAGUUGGGUCACUUCACCUCAAGCUGUGCAACUUUCUUGGCUGGAAUUGUGAUUGCUGCUAUAUCAUGUUGGGAAGUGGCACUUCUAUGUUUAGUUGUUGUCCCCCUUAUUCUUAUAAUUGGGGCAAUUUACACUAAGAAAAUGAACACCAUUUCAACCACCAAAUUGUAUUAUCAUUCUGAAGCCACAUCUAUGAUAGAGCAGACAAUUUCACAAAUAAAAACAGUAUAUGCUUUUGUUGGAGAAGGCUUGGCAGUCAAAUCCUUCACAGAGAACAUGGAUAAACAGUAUGUCAUAAGCAAAGGGGAGGCACUUGUGAAGGGAGUUGGAACAGGGAUGUUACAAACUGUGAGUUUUUGUUCUUGGUCUCUGAUUAUAUGGGUCGGAGCUGUUGUCGUCAAAUCCGGGAGAGCAAAGGGAGGAGAUAUAAUAACUGCAGUAAUGAGUAUUCUUUUUGGUGCCAUAUCUAUCACUUAUGCAGCACCAGACAUGCAAAUAUUCAAUCAGGCAAAAGCUGCUGGAUAUGAGGUUUUCCAAGUGAUCCAAAGAAAGCCACUAAUAAAUAAUGAAUCAAAAGGGAAGAUUCCUACGAAGAUUAAAGGUUACAUUGAGCUCCGAGAUGUUUACUUUUCAUACCCGUCACGGCCAGAGAAAUCUAUCCUUCAAGGACUGUCAUUGUCCAUACCAGCAGGAAAGACAGUAGCUCUAGUUGGUAGCAGUGGCUGUGGAAAGAGCACUGUUAUUUCCCUGAUAACUAGGUUUUAUGACCCCACUAAAGGAGAAAUUCUUAUUGACAGUCAUAAUAUCAAGGAUCUUGAUCUGAAGUUCCUUCGGAGUAAUAUAGGGGCUGUUUACCAAGAACCAUCUCUUUUUACGGGCACAAUCAAGGAUAACUUGAAACUCGGAAAAAUGGAUGCAAAUGAUGAUGAGAUUCGAAAGGCAGCAGUGAUGUCCAAUGCACUCUCUUUCAUAUCACAGCUUCCUAAUCAGUACCUAACUGAGGUAGGACAAAGGGGAGUCCAAGUAUCAGGAGGUCAGAAACAGAGAAUUGCAAUUGCAAGAGCCAUUCUGAAAAAUCCUCCAAUUCUUUUGCUUGACGAGGCCACAAGUGCCCUUGACUCAGAGUCGGAAAAGCUGGUUCAAGAAGCCCUUGAAACAGCUAUGCAGGGAAGGACUGUCAUCUUGAUUGCACACAGGCUCUCAACAGUUGUAAAUGCAGAUAUGAUUGCUGUGGUGGAGAAUGGACAAAUUGUAGAGACAGGAACACACCAGAGUUUGUUAGACACAAGCAAAUUCUACAGUACGUUAUUCAGCAUGCAGAACCCUGAACCAGUUCCUGAACUAAGAACUACAACUUCCAAAAAUAAAAGUGUCCGCCAAGAAGACAAUACUGAUGAAACUAGACCACUACCAGAGAUACCGAGAGAGGUCCAAAGAAAUCUUAAAGAGCACUCUGAACUUAAGGAUCAGAACCAGACGAACAUAAGAGAAGAAAGUAUAUUUUUCAGAAUUUGGUUUGAUUUUAAAAAGAAGGAGCUGGUGAAGAUUGUGAUUGGCUCGUUUGCUGCAGCUUUCUCUGGCAUCUCAAAGCCGUUUUUUGGGUUCUACAUCAUCACCAUUGGAGUAGCAUACUUCAAAGAAGAUGCAAUACAAAAAGUUGGACUAUUCUCAGCCAUCUUCUCUGGAAUAGGGUUGCUUUCAUUAUUUAGCCACACCUUCCAACAUUAUUUCUUUGGAAUGGUUGGAGAAAAGGCAAUGGCGAAUUUCAGAAGUGCUUUGUAUUCAGGUGUGAUUCAUAAUGAAGUAGGCUGGUUUGACAAAUCAGAGAACACUGUUGGUUCAUUAACUUCACGCAUUAUCAGCGAUACUUCCCUGGUCAAAAUCAUAAUUGCCGAUCGCAUGUCCGUCAUUGUGCAAUGUGUAUCCUCCAUACUUAUAGCAACAGUUGUUAGCAUGGCUGUCAACUGGAGAAUGGGUUUGGUAGCAUGGGCUGUGAUGCCUUGCCACUUCAUAGGUGGUCUCAUUCAAGCCAAGUCAGCCAAAGGAUUUUCAGGUGACUACUCUGCUUCACAUUCAGAGCUUGUUGCUCUUGCAUCUGAGUCCACCACCAACAUAAGGACUAUUGCAUCAUUUUGUCAUGAAGAACAAGUACUGAAGAAAGCCAAAAUAUUUUUGGACAUUCCAAAGAAAAAGUACAGGAAAGAAAGUAUCAAAUAUGGCAUCAUUCAAGGCUUCUCCCUUUGCUUGUGGAACAUUGCACACGCUGUUGCUUUGUGGUACACUACAAUUCUGGUUGACAGACGUCAAGCUACCUUUGAAAACGGAAUAAGAUCAUACCAAAUUUUUUCUCUCACAGUUCCUUCUAUCACUGAAUUAUACACACUGAUCCCAACUGUCAUCACUGCCAUCAAUAUACUAACCCCAGCAUUCAAAACCCUUGACCGUAAAACUGAAAUUGAACCAGAUAUACCAGAUAUACUGGAUGAUUCCCAAGCCGAGAGGAUAAAAGGAACUGUCGAAUUUGAAAAUGUAAAAUUCACUUACCCUUCGAGACCUGCAGUCACUGUUCUUGACGAUUUCAGUUUACAAAUUGAAGCUGGAUCUAAGGUGGCUUUUGUAGGACCAAGUGGCGCUGGAAAAUCAUCUGUUUUGGGCCUUUUAUUAAGAUUUUAUGAUCCAGUGGUGGGAAAAGUAUUAAUUGAUGGGAAAGACUUGAGGGAAUAUAAUCUAAGAUGGUUAAGGACACGGAUAGGUCUGGUACAACAAGAGCCACUGCUUUUUAACUGCUCAAUUAGAGAUAAUAUUUGCUAUGGCAACAGUGGAGCUUCAGAAAGUGAAAUAGUGGAGGUUGCUAGAGAAGCUAAUAUACAUGAAUUUAUAAGUAAUCUACCAAAUGGAUAUAACACUGUUGUUGGAGAGAAAGGUUGUCAGCUUUCAGGAGGACAAAAGCAAAGAAUAGUCAUUGCCAGAACCUUAAUAAAGAAGCCAGCAAUAUUACUCCUUGAUGAAGCAACAAGUGCUCUCGAUGCUGAGUCCGAAAGAAUUAUAGUAAAUGCUAUUAAAGCAAUGAAUCUGAAGGAAGAGAGUGGUUUGUGUUCAAGAAUCACCCAGAUCACAGUAGCUCAUAGACUUUCCACAGUCAGAAACUCGGAUACCAUAUUCGUCAUGGAAAAAGGUAAAAUUGUAGAAACAGGCUCCCACUCAACCCUGAUAGCAGUGGAUGCAGGACUUUAUUCAAGAUUAUUCAGUCUGCAGAGGUUUGAAGAAACCUCAUAGGUUAAUGGUUCUACAAAGAUCUGGUAUCUGAAAAAACAUACUUGUAUCAUUCCACAAAACUAGGUUUUUUUCUUAAAUUUUUUCUCUGAUGAAAUCAAAUAUAGUCAGAAUAUAUGCCAAGAAAUAUAGUUUGAUGACAUGAAAUAAAAGAUAGAUCGUGGACUUGGAUGAAGUAAA